Molecule: messenger RNA, 1378 nt
Organism: Neltuma alba
Lineage: Eukaryota; Viridiplantae; Streptophyta; Magnoliopsida; Fabales; Fabaceae
Product: 26S proteasome non-ATPase regulatory subunit 7 homolog A-like
Exons: 10
Coding region: 159-1112 (317 amino acids)
Biological process (GO): proteasome-mediated ubiquitin-dependent protein catabolic process
Cellular component (GO): proteasome complex; proteasome regulatory particle
Molecular function (GO): protein binding; metallopeptidase activity
Source: RefSeq, a predicted model, not a curated record
UUCCAUCAUACGCCAUCUUCACACUCAUCACUCUCACAUUGUAAUUCGCCUGAAGAGGGUGUGAUCGUGAUUCUAUUGGGUAUAGUCUGAACGGAGAGGUUAGAGAUCCAAAAGGAGGAAGAAACGAAGGAUUGAGGGGAUAUCAGAGGUUGCUCAACAUGGACGUGAAUAAGUCGCCGCAAAUGUCGUCGGGGCCCAUCAAGAAGGUGUUAAUACACCCUCUGGUUCUUCUAAGCAUCGUCGAUCACUACAAUCGUGUCUCCCAGCAAUCGUUUAGGCGGGUCGUCGGAGUCUUGCUCGGCACCUCCUUCCAAGGCAUUGUCGAUGUUUCCAACAGCUAUGCAGUUCCUUUUGAGGAAGAAGUCACGGACCCAAGUGUCUGGUCCCUUAACCACAACUACCAUGAGGCAAUGCUUUCUAUGUUCAAGAAAAUAAAUGGGACUCUUGGUGGCUAUGUUUCAGAUAAGGAGCAUGUUGUGGGAUGGUACAGUACAGGCCCAAAACUUCGAGCAAAUGAUCUGGACAUACAUAGAUUAUUCCACAACUAUGUUCCAAAUCCGAUCUUGGUCAUUACUGAUGUGCGAUCUAGGGAGCCAGGUAUCCCAACAAAUGCUUACUAUGAUGUUGAAGAAGGGAAGGAGAAUCCUACCCAAAAAAGUCAGAAGGUUUUUGUUCAUGUCCCUUCGGAAAUUGCUGCUGAUGAGGUUGAGGAAAUUGGAGUUGGACACUUGUUAAGAGAUGUGAAAGAUACAACCAUCAGUACACUUGCAACUGAGGUUUCUGAUAAACUUACAGCCAUUAAGGGUUUAGAUGCUAGAUUAAGAAGGAUAAGUUGGUACCUUGGUUUGCUUAUUAUUGGAUGGUAUCCAUUAAACCAUGAGGUACUCUGCCAUCUGCAGGAUGUGGUCAACCACUGUCCGAAUCUGAAUGUUCCUGAGUUAAUCAAGGCCUUUGUAGUAAAAUCAAACGACAUGAUGUGGGUCAUAUAUCUAACCGCUCUCAUCCGUUGUGUCAUUGCGCUACACAACUUGAUAAACAACAAGAUUCUGUACAAGGAAUACGAGAAAGCUGAAGAUGCAAAGCUACUUGCAUUUGAGUCAUAUCAUUCUUGAUACAUUUACGGGGCUUUUACUUUAGGCUUCGUUGGUUGAACUCUGGCCAUUUUUGUCAUUAAGAUGUACUGCUGAUCCUAGUCUAGUGUCGUCAAGCUUAGCUUGCCUGUUGUAUUCCCAAAAAAGAUGUGCUGCUGAUCAAAAUCUUUACCCUUCUUAUCCCUCGCCCAUAUAAUUUUUUGGUCAAUGAGGUGAAGGUUCUGUUCAGGUACAUUUACCUGCUUUUGUAAUGAAAUUCAUCGUUACGUUUCCUUGUUGAGUAGUUU